This is a messenger RNA of Spea bombifrons (plains spadefoot toad), 1445 nucleotides long. It is a transcript of the gene RALA, whose product is annotated as RAS like proto-oncogene A. Bases 186 to 806 code for a protein of 206 amino acids. The record is from RefSeq and is a predicted model, not a curated record. Gene Ontology annotation, molecular function: GTP binding; GDP binding; GTPase activity. Gene Ontology annotation, cellular component: plasma membrane. NCBI's taxonomy places the organism in Eukaryota, Metazoa, Chordata, Amphibia, Anura, Pelobatidae. The transcript is spliced from 5 exons. Gene Ontology annotation, biological process: Ras protein signal transduction; regulation of exocytosis.
AAAGGGAGGGGAGAAGAGAAAAGGAGGCAGGGUCGUGGGGGGUGAUCAGGGCCCCUACUGAUGUGGGUGUGGAGAGAGGGAAGAAGGAAGGAUUCUUGCGGCAGACAGCAGAAGGUUGCCCGGAGUCCAGACUGGAGUAGAGAGUUCAGCUUUAUUACUCUGUAUAGUUGACACAAAAUCCAAAGAUGGCUGCUAAUAAGCCUAAAGGCCAGAAUUCCUUGGCACUGCACAAAGUCAUCAUGGUAGGAAGCGGUGGAGUGGGAAAAUCAGCUUUAACACUCCAAUUUAUGUAUGAUGAGUUUGUGGAAGACUAUGAACCAACUAAAGCUGACAGCUAUCGGAAGAAGGUUGUACUCGAUGGAGUGGAGGUCCAGAUCGAUAUCCUGGAUACAGCUGGUCAGGAGGACUAUGCGGCAAUCAGAGACAAUUACUUCCGAAGUGGAGAGGGAUUCCUCUGUGUCUUCUCUAUCACAGAGCAGGAAUCCUUUGCUGCUACAGCAGAUUUCAGAGAACAAAUAUUACGAGUAAAGGAGGAUGAAAAUGUACCUUUUCUGCUGGUUGGCAACAAAUCAGAUUUGGAGGAUAAACGUCAAGUCUCUGUGGAAGAAGCAAAAAGCCGGGCCGAUCAGUGGAACGUUAACUACGUAGAAACCUCUGCAAAGACACGAGCCAAUGUUGAUAAGGUAUUCUUCGAUUUAAUGAGGGAAAUUCGAGCCCGCAAGAUGGAAGACAGCAAAGAAAAGAAUGGAAAGAAGAAGAGAAAAAGCCUUGCCAAGAGGAUAAGGGAAAGAUGUUGCAUUUUAUAAUGAAAACUUGCAAACCACCACUACUUCUUUUUGUCUAUACUGUUAAGAACCAUAAAAUACUAGCAUGUCCCGUGCAGCACAGGUGACUGGUUGUUCUUUUACAAUUUGGAGACAUUAACACUUUAAAAGCAUGAUUUGGGAAACUUCAAGGCACUGACAUUUGACGUCAUGAACAACAACAACUACAAAUACAAUUUUUUUUUUUUUUUUUUUUUUUUUACCAUCUGCAAACAAAAUUAAUUUCCAAUCACAUGUACUUAUUUGUACAAUAUUCCUGAAUGUACACAUCGUGAAAGGUGGCAAUAGUCUGUGUAUAUUCAAACAGGGGGCUCUUCUACUUUUGUUUUUAACUACAACCCUUACCUCUAUUGUCUGUUUCUAAUUUCGGGUAUGACAGAGAUACCCAUUAUCUUAUACUUAUGUUUCUGAAGUAAAUACAACCUAAUAGACUUAAUGUUGCAGACAUUUUGUUAGGAAGUUUUCGUUUAUACAUUUCAUCCUAUCCAGGGUACUUGAUGAUCAAGACAACCAUAGUUCUCAUUGUACCUGGAAAUGUCUCAAUAUGCCUUAAUGGGGUAAAAAUAGAAAAACUUAAAAUACUCUUCUGGGCUGUUUCAUGUGGAAGGUUGUAAAUGAAAA